Saccostrea cuccullata (small rock oyster) is the source of this 2183-nucleotide messenger RNA. Its product is annotated as protein spinster homolog 1-like. The record is from RefSeq and is a predicted model, not a curated record. The transcript has 10 exons. Gene Ontology annotation, biological process: transmembrane transport. Lineage: Eukaryota; Metazoa; Mollusca; Bivalvia; Ostreida; Ostreidae. Gene Ontology annotation, molecular function: transmembrane transporter activity. Bases 290 to 1666 code for a protein of 458 amino acids. Gene Ontology annotation, cellular component: membrane.
CCACGCGGGCUGAUCGAACAAGUCGUUCCUAUGAUUAUUUCUAAACAAGAUUAGCUAUUUUCAGCCUGUUUGGUGCUCGAAGAGUUAAAUCUUGUUUUUAUGUAUAUAAAACGCGCAUUCGUCGGAUAUAGAGAAAGUCUGCAUAACAGAAGAUUACGAAAUGAUCGGAAAUAUUAGGCGUACAUAUUUGAUCCUGUGACUGGUUAUGCAACGUUUUGAGCUUUGAAUAUUUCUGUACUGUGUUUUUGCAAAAAGAAGUUGAAAUAAGUUUUACUUUGUAAACACAAAUAUGGAAGAUGAAAGACCACUUAUUCCAGGAGAAAAUGAUGAAGAAUCUGACACAACAAUGGAAAAAGAGCCAGAGACUAAGGAGCAGGAGGGGUUACCAUGGUACCGAACUUUGACCCCAUACAAGCUGUACGUCCUGUUCCUGCUGCUCCUGACCUACUUACUGAAUCAGCUGGACAGGUACAUGCUGGCCAUCACCUCCAAGUCCAUGGCUCAGGAGAUUCACUUUGGGGACAGAGCCUGCAUGAAGAACACAUCUUUCUCGGACAGUGCUUUUAAAGGCAUCAAGUGUGGAGACAUUUCCACAGAAGCUGUGUGUCGAAAUACAACAAAUAACCAAACACAGCAUGUUUGUUACUAUGACUUUCACAAUAGGACAGAGACCUACUUCUGGACUUUUUACUAUUGCAGAGAGGCUGGUUGUGGCCCCUUUGCUGUGUCCAUUCUAACAGAUUACUUCACCCCAGAAACAAGAGGAUUCGCUCUGGGGAUUUAUAACUGGGGAAUCUACUUUGGAUACAGCAUGGCUUAUGCUUUUGGAAAUUUCAUUUCUUUAGCAGACAUCAAUGGUCAAGGAUGGAGAUGGACCUUUAUUCUGUCUGGUAUACCUGGUAUUGCUGUAGGAAUACUGAUGUUGCUCACUCUGAAGGAACCAGAGAGAAAAGGGGAGAAAGUGGAACUCUCUGGCUCAGCGUGUAGUCGCCUUGGAAUGACACUUAAGCAAUUCUGUAGUCCCUCCUUAAUACUCAUUUGUUUAGCUGGAUCCAUUAGAAAUUCUUCAGGAUAUGUGUUUGCCUAUAACACCCAGCCAUACUUUACUAGUAUUGGUCGGAGUCGGGAGGAAAUUGGGAAGUACCUGUCCUGGGUCCCCCUGGUUGGGGGGAGUGUCAGUGUCCUGCUGGGAGGUUUUAUCUCUGAUCGACUGGUCAGGAGGUUGGGGCUCUACUCCAGAAUCCUUGUCAUUGGGAUCAGUUUGUUAAUAGCAGCUCCAUUUGCAGCAGGAACUUUGUACUUUGAUCCUCCAGGGGCAUAUUUCUUCCAAAUACCUACAUAUAUAUUUGGUGAGAUGUGGGUGGGGAUCACAUUAGCUGUGGUGGUGGAGUUGGUCCCCGCAGAGAUCAAGACAACUGCCGUUGCUGCCUACCUCUUUAUCAUCAGUAACAUCGGAGGAAACGCUAACACACUGGUUCCCCCACUCACAAAAUACUUCGAAGAUAAGGAUUACUCCAAGUCUGAGGCUUUAAGAGCUACCCUGUAUGCUAUGUAUGCUGGACCUUUUGUGUUCUGUAUACCUGUGUAUUUCGUGUCUAUGUUUGUACUAAAGCGAGACUACAGAAAAGCCCAGGCCUCACAGUACGUGGAAAUGGACGUCAGCUGAUGACGGUGCUAGUCUAGGAUUAAUAUCUACCUGAAUAUGUGUUAUUGUGAUUUAUGAGAGAAAUGGUUGCCAAGAAAUGAUUGUAUGUGUGAAAGACUCUUUAUAUAUGCUUCAUUACAUGUGUUUACAAUAUUUUGUGAUAUUUAAUUAGGGAAUAUCUGUAUUCUUGUUUGUUAUUUGUGACUGUUAAUGCUGAUUUAACAGUGAACUCACAAACUGAGUUUUAGCUGCAAUGCAUCACCAUGGCAGAAAUCCUCCUCUAUAUAUAUUAAUGGGAUUUUUACAAAUGUUGUCCAUGACAUUUUUAAAGCACUAAAUAUAUAAAUGUAAGGGCAGAUAUCUGGGACAUCAGGGUUUGGAAUUGUCUGGGAGCAUACAUGUAUUAUUUUGUUAUAUGUAUUUAGUGAUGCACAGGUCAGAUUGCUUCAAAAGGUUGCAUUUGACAAUUAAGAGGAAUAUCAUGUAACAAGAUCACAAAAAGAAUAAAAUUACCUGGUAGUUUUCUGGGACUCUACGU